This is a messenger RNA of Pelodiscus sinensis (Chinese soft-shelled turtle), 396 nucleotides long. It is a transcript of the gene THRSP, whose product is annotated as thyroid hormone responsive. Gene Ontology annotation, biological process: regulation of lipid biosynthetic process. Gene Ontology annotation, cellular component: cytosol. NCBI's taxonomy places the organism in Eukaryota, Metazoa, Chordata, Testudines, Trionychidae. The record is from RefSeq and is a predicted model, not a curated record.
AUGGAAGAGUACUUUUCUGCCAUCCGCAAGAUGGAACAUGUGGUUAUGUUUCCCAGCCUCCUCAGAGGUGUCUACAUGGAACAGCAGAAUGAUGUAGCUACUGAUGAUUUUGGCAACAGGGACCUGUAUGAAUAUUACCUCCAGCUGAAAUCCAUCAAACUUGCGAUGGAGGGUCGAUUAGUGCCUCUAAACGAAAGCAAACACCAGAUCAUCACCAGCAGAGAGGAAGCACAAGAAAACGGAGAGGAGGCUGAUCUUGAACAACUGCUUUAUUAUCACUUUACAGGCUUGUAUCGUGUCCUGAGCCACCUGACCAGAAAAGCCAAUGCCCUGACCAGAAAAUACAAUGAAAUUAUAGGACAAAUUAACCAGAGUGAAAUUACGCUUACCGGGUGA